Asparagus officinalis (garden asparagus) is the source of this 834-nucleotide messenger RNA. Its product is annotated as probable inactive poly [ADP-ribose] polymerase SRO3. Bases 1 to 834 code for a protein of 277 amino acids. The transcript is spliced from 4 exons. NCBI's taxonomy places the organism in Eukaryota, Viridiplantae, Streptophyta, Magnoliopsida, Asparagales, Asparagaceae. The record is from RefSeq and is a predicted model, not a curated record.
AUGGUUGACAUGGAUGAAAGAUCAUGGAGUGAAGAGGAGCAACUUGAUACGGAGAGUUGUUGCUCAGAGUCAGGGAGUGUCACUGAUGGACCAAUCUCUAACAUGAUCGAUGGAGUUAAUGGGGUGCUUAAGCUGAAUGAGGAAGGCGAUGAGUAUAUCAUACUGAAGCAUCAGUUCUAUUUGAGCAUUGGCACUCUUUCACAGCAGUGCACGGUUGUUAAUGCUUAUCGGAGUCUCCAUUCUUCUCCGACAAAGAAAGCUCAGGUUGAAAGUUUCAGGAUCUUCAAGGAGGCCAUGGAAGCUAGGGGGAUGCAAAUGUUGUUCAUUCCUGGUUAUGGAGCAUCGAAGGAUGAGGUUGAUCGAAUCAUGAAGGAUGGCUUUCGUGUAUAUGGAUUGCUUGAGAAUGCUGGAAUCUAUGGCUUUGGUCUGCAUCUUUGUCCGGAACUUUCUGCUCGCAAAAGGUUAAUUUCAUCACAGUACAUGAGUAGUACUUGUUUCUGCAUACAGUAUAAUAUAACCUUAUUUCCGCACCAAUUAGUGAAGAUGGAGAUUUUGAUCUGUCGUGUCAUCUUGGGAAGCACAGAGACGAUACUUCCCGGCUCAAGACAAUCAGGUCCAAGAUCUAGAGAUUUUGAUUUUGGUGUAAAUAACCAGCAAGCUCCUUCAAAGUAUAUUGUCUGGUAUCCUGAUGUCAAGACACAUAUACUGCCUCUUUAUGCGGUUACUGUCAAAAUGGAUCUGAGUUCAGGGGGGCUGCAGAGAGAACUAGAUGCCACAUUUGAAUUUCAUUCUAAUAAGAAACUUAUUGGAGCCCAAUCUAAGAUAACUCUAUAG